Gracilinanus agilis (Agile Gracile Mouse Opossum) is the source of this 1514-nucleotide messenger RNA. RefSeq names its product glyceraldehyde-3-phosphate dehydrogenase-like. The transcript is spliced from 2 exons. Gene Ontology annotation, biological process: glucose metabolic process. The coding region runs from base 170 to 1300 and encodes 376 amino acids. NCBI's taxonomy places the organism in Eukaryota, Metazoa, Chordata, Mammalia, Didelphimorphia, Didelphidae. Gene Ontology annotation, molecular function: NAD binding; NADP binding; oxidoreductase activity, acting on the aldehyde or oxo group of donors, NAD or NADP as acceptor. The record is from RefSeq and is a predicted model, not a curated record.
CAGUAUUGAUGCCUAUCAUAUCAUGCCAUGUUGAUGAUAUACCUAUCAUAUUUACAAACAGGAUAGAAAAGGAAAAUGAUAAAUGCUGGAUUGGAUAAAGGGAAAUAGGGGCACUAAUAGCAUGUCGAUGGCAUUGUGAAGUAAGUCAACCUUUCUGGAGCUGCCCAACAUGCUAAACAAAUUCUGUAUACACUUUGAUCUAGCAAUGCUAUUACUAGAUCUUUAUCCCAAGGAGAUUAAAAAAAAAAGAAAAGGACCUACAUGUAUUAAAAAAAAAAUAGCUCUCGGCUCUCAGCUCUACACCCAAGCUCGCUGCCAGAAUCCUCUGCUGCAGUUGCAUCCUUUAGACAAGAUGGUGAAGGUCGGAGUCAACGGAUUUGGCCGUAUUGGACGCCUGGUGACCAGGGCAACAUUCAGCUGCAAAGACAUAGAAAUUGUGGCCAUCAAUGACCCCUUCAUUGACCUCUCCUACAUGGCAGAGAAUGGAAAGCUGGUGAUCAACGGAAAACCCAUUACCAUUUUCCAGGAGCGGGAUCCCGCUAACAUUAAGUGGGGAGAUGCUGGAGCCGAGUACGUUGUGGAAUCCACUGGCGUCUUUACCACCAUGGAAAAGGCCGGGGCUCACUUGAAGGGUGGAGCCAAGCGAGUCAUUAUCUCUGCCCCUUCUGCUGAUGCCCCAAUGUUCGUGAUGGGGGUGAACCAUGAGAAAUACGACAAUUCCCUCAAGAUCGUCAGUAACGCCUCCUGCACUACCAACUGCUUGGCCCCCAUGGCCAAGGUCAUUCAUGACAACUUUGGCAUUGUGGAAGGACUCAUGACCACAGUCCAUGCCAUUACUGCUACCCAGAAGACAGUAGAUGGCCCCUCUGGCAAGCUGUGGCGGGAUGGGCUUGGGGCUGCCCAGAAUAUCAUCCCUGCUUCCACGGGUGCCGCCAAGGCUGUGGGCAAGGUCAUACCUGAGCUGAACGGGAAGCUCACAGGCAUGGCCUUCCGUGUUCCUACUCCCAAUGUGUCUGUGGUGGAUCUGACCUGCCGCCUGGAGAAAGCUGCCAAAUAUGACGAUAUUAAGAAGGUGGUGAAGCAAGCUGCAGAGGGGAACUUAAAGGGCAUCUUGGGCUACACAGAGGACCAGGUAGUAUCCUGUGACUUUAACAGCGACACCCACUCUUCUACCUUCGAUGCUGGCGCUGGCAUUGCCCUCAACGACCAUUUUGUCAAGCUCAUUUCUUGGUAUGACAACGAGUACGGUUACAGCCACCGUGUAGUAGACCUCAUGAAGUACAUGGCCACCAAGGAGUAAAGUGGAAAGCCAUGAUGGAUCUUCAUCCCCAGCCAAAAAAAGAGUAGUUCCACCACUGGGGAGCCCACAUCCAUAAUAACCUAUGUCCCUGUGCUGGGGAUCCCAUGCCCUCUUCACAUCCCUGCCCCAGGCACCCCUGUAGUGGGGGGAGGAGCAUAGUCCUAUCUUGUGUACCAUCAAUAAAGUCAUCACGUUCAGUGCAAAAAAAAAAAAA